This is a messenger RNA of Rotaria sp. Silwood1, 2325 nucleotides long. Lineage: Eukaryota; Metazoa; Rotifera; Eurotatoria; Philodinida; Philodinidae. The record is from the annotation of a GenBank genome assembly.
AUGACGGAGAACAAUCUCGAGCAACUUGUUCCUGUACUUCUUGAUUCAUCUUGGUCCAAUGAUCUGAUAAUUAAAUUGACAGAGAUUUUUGAAAAACAAACUUCUGAAACAAUAUCAUCGUUUGUUUCCACAUCAUUAACGUCUUUGGUCACCAUCGAACAUUGGGCAUGGCAAAUGCUCAGUAAAGAUUCACGACAAUGGAUUAAUUUAGAUAAUUGUGUGAAAUUUUUUCAUCUACUUCAUUCAUUUAAUAUGAAAUUGAUUUCGAAUAAUAAUGGAAUUGAAUUCGACACAAAAAUAUUACUUUUGAUUCCAUCAAAUAUCAAAUGGAUUGAUGGCGUACUUGAACAAAUUGAAUCAAGCAAUGAUACAUUUCUAACACUUGUGAAUUUGUGGUUUGAUACUUUGUCAUAUUUAGUUCAUCAAACUUCUGAUAUUGUCUAUUCACCAACGAUGCUACAUCUAAUUAAUCGAUUGAGUCGUGAUUUUAUAAUGACAGAUCAAUAUAAAUUCUAUUUAAAACAACUUCGUGAACCAAAUGUUACACAAUCUGUAUUUACUGUUAAACAACAUUUUUAUAUGAAAACAUGUUCAUUUUCAUUGAAUGUUUAUUUUUGGUCGAAAUCAGAAAAUUUUCCUUUAAUUAGCGAAGAAAUUACUAAAUUUCUUAGUGAAGAUUAUAUACAAAUGAUUCUUGUACAUAGUUAUACUAUGAAUUCGUGGAAUAGUGAAUUACUUUCUUGUAUUGCACAUAUUAUCGGUCUCAUAUGUUCAUCAUGUUGGUGGAGUGGAGAAAAACUUCAACAUAUCGAACUUAUUGUUUCAUCUAAAGAUACAACAUAUGAACAUAUUUUUGCACUUAUUCGACUUGUUAGUUAUCAACCUUUUCAUCAACGUAUAUCUGCUCAAUUAUACAAUGAUGAAACAGUUCUUAUGGAUGCAUGUUUAAUAUUUUUAUUUCGUACAGUAAAAACAUAUGAUUUAGGUUGUUUCAUAAGUUCACAAACAAAUUUACCUGAAACACUUUGGUCCAUAGGACAAACAUCACCUUAUGAUCCAAUUCGUAUGUAUGCAUAUGGAUUUCUAGCUGAAAUUCUUUCUGAUAAACAAUUGAAAGAAUGGAAAAUUAGCAAUAAUUUGUGUGAAUUUUACUUUCAUAUUUUGGAACAAGCAUGGAAUCAGCCAACAAAAAAAUGGAAAAAAAUAACAAUUCCAUAUUUAUUAAAAGGUUUCUUAAGUUUAUCAUCGAACGAUACUAUUCAAACUGCAACAGCCAAUUUCAAUAAAAUAUCAUUAUUUAUUGAAUUAUGUGAUCAUUAUCCUAUAGCAUUCGAUAUUAUUUGGGCUCUUUCAUUCAAUUCAGUUAUUGUUAAACAACUUCAAUGCAAUCAAUCAUUUACAGCUAAAUUAGUUCAUAUCAAUCAUCAAACAAAUGAUGAAAAUAUACGUAAAAUUGUGAAUGGUAUUCUUUGGAAUUUACAUUCAGAUCGUGAAGAAAACAUAAUAUUAAAUAAUAGUGAGGAAAAAAAAUUCGAUAUUAUGAUUAGUUAUUCACAUAAAGACAAAGAAAUUUGUAAACAAUUAUAUGAAGAACUUGUUCGAGUUGGUUAUCGAGUAUGGAUUGAUUUUGAUCAAAUGUAUGGUAAUGUCAUGGAUGCAAUGGUAGAAGCUAUUGAACAAUCUCGAACUAUAAUGAUUUGUAUGAGUGAACAAUAUCAACGAAGUAAUUAUUGUCGAGCCGAAGCACAAUAUGCAUUUCAAAAACAAUUAAAUAUGAUACCAAUUCUCUUACAAAAACAUUACAAACCAGAUGGAUGGCUUGCGUUUUUAAUUGGUUCAAUACUUUAUAUUGAUUUUACUAAAUAUGAAUAUUCUAAAGCAAUUGAUAUGUUGAUGAAGGAACUCAAAAUGAUUGAUACACGUAGUAAAACUUCAACUAAAUCUAUUCAAUCAAAAUUAAAUUAUGAGAAUUUAUUGACUGUUUCCUCUAUUUUAACACAACCAUUAUCACCAUCAAUAAUACUUCCUGAAAAUAUUCAAGAUUGGACAGAAAUACAUGUACAGAAAUGGCUUUCCGAAAAUAAUCUUCCACAGAUGACUCGUAUUUUAUCCGGUAUGGAUGGUUUAAGUUUAAUGUAUUUCAGUGAAUAUAUGAUCAAAAGUGAACCACAACAAGUUUUAUCAUUACUUCAACAAGAUUCACUUCGUCGUAUAAAUGAGAGUGUAUCAUUAAUUGAAGUAUCUCGUUUUCGAACAUUGAUCGAAAGAAAAAAUUUAUCGAUAGUCACAUCAACCAAACAAUCAUUUAAAAUUGAACAUUAUUAA